Messenger RNA from Columba livia (rock pigeon), 1412 nucleotides. RefSeq names its product pleckstrin homology like domain family A member 3 (gene PHLDA3). The transcript has 2 exons. Lineage: Eukaryota; Metazoa; Chordata; Aves; Columbiformes; Columbidae. The record is from RefSeq and is a predicted model, not a curated record. Gene Ontology annotation, cellular component: plasma membrane. The coding region runs from base 335 to 808 and encodes 157 amino acids. Gene Ontology annotation, molecular function: phosphatidylinositol phosphate binding. Gene Ontology annotation, biological process: negative regulation of phosphatidylinositol 3-kinase/protein kinase B signal transduction; positive regulation of apoptotic process; intrinsic apoptotic signaling pathway in response to DNA damage by p53 class mediator.
CAGGCGAGGCGGGGAGGAAUGCGAGUGGGAGAGCAGCCGGGCAUGUAGCGACAGCUCCUGGGGAGCGCGGAGCCGGGGAUCCCACACGCUGCACGGAGCGGGGAGCAGAGCCCUGGCAACAGCACUGGCGGCCGGCAUGGGGGACCCCAUUGCUCACCCCCUCUGAGAGUUGGGGAGCGGACGGUGACGAGUGCCCUAGGGGCAGCACGGCUGCCGUGGGGCUCCUGGCCCCAGCAGCUCAGCUCCGACGUGGGGGGCUGGAAAUCCCCCCGUGGGUGAUGCUCGACUGUGCCGACACGAGGUGCUGAGCAUCCCAGGGGCCCGAGGAGCUGCAAUGACCCCCGAGAAGGUGCUAAGGGAGGGGGUGCUGGAGAAGCGGAGUGGGGGGCUGCUGCAGCUCUGGAAGAAGAAGCGGUGCCUGCUGACGGAGAAGGGGCUGCAGCUCUUCGAGCCCAAGGGCACGCGGCGCAAGGAGCUGAGCUUCUCCCGCAUGAAGGCGGUGGAGUGCGUGGAGUGGAAGGAGCGGCACAUCUACUUCACGGUGGUGAUGGACGACAGCCACGAGAUCGACUUCCGCUGCGCCCAGGAGGACCCGGGCUGGAACGCUGAGAUCACCAUGGGCCUCGUCCGCUUCAAGAACCAGCAGGCAAUCCAGGUCGUCCGCGCCCGGCACAGCUGCCGAGCAGUGGUGCAGUUCGACACAGCCCCGGGGGGACAGCCCAUGGACACGGCACAUCCGAGGAGCAGGAUGGAGAUGGCCCUUGGCUCAGCGGGCGGUGGGGAGAACGGCAUCCCGGCGGGGAAGUGAGGCCACUGCUGUCUGCAGCCGGGGAUGGGGACAGUGGCCUCAGGGAAGCUGGUGCAGGCGCUGGCUCCCUGUGUCCUGGGGCAGGACAGAAGCACCACGGAAACGGCGCUGCACAGCUGCAGGGGUCCAGCCACAUCUCCUUAGCAUGAUGGGGCAAAGGACAUGGUCAGGGCCACCAGCAGGGGCUCUGGACAUGGCAGGAGGUGACAUCCCUGCCUGGGGGUCCAUCAUCUUUCACCUGACAAGGGCAGGACCUUGGUGGACUGGUGGGGACUAUUGCGCCUCUCCUGCAGGACAGGGGAUGGCAUGGAUGAGGUUAAGCCUGGAAGAAGCUUUGCCUGAGCACCAGUGACACUGGGACAGAUGGAUAUGGCUGAGGAUAAGGCUCCCCCUGAGCCCCCACGUCGAAAAGGGGCUGGAGAGCUGCUGCUGCAGCAGGGACACCUCCAGGCACCGGACCUGGAUGGCACGGUGACACAACCAUGCUUCUGGACAUUGCCCUGCCCUGGGCUGCCCUUGGGCUAAUGGGGGACUCUGGGGAAGGCAGUGGGGACCCUGACUCCCUGUACUAAAAGUGUCCCCAAACAAGACCUUCUGCUGCUUA